Messenger RNA from Nymphalis io (European peacock), 4881 nucleotides. It is a transcript of the gene Hsc70-5, whose product is annotated as heat shock 70 kDa protein cognate 5. The record is from RefSeq and is a predicted model, not a curated record. Lineage: Eukaryota; Metazoa; Arthropoda; Insecta; Lepidoptera; Nymphalidae. Gene Ontology annotation, cellular component: mitochondrion; cytoplasm. The coding region runs from base 154 to 2220 and encodes 688 amino acids. The transcript is spliced from 14 exons. Gene Ontology annotation, biological process: protein refolding; cellular response to unfolded protein. Gene Ontology annotation, molecular function: ATP-dependent protein folding chaperone; heat shock protein binding; misfolded protein binding.
UCCGUGUGGCAAGAAUCUGAGAAGCUCGCUCUAUCUAGUGUUAAAAAAAAGAAAAAUUGUUCUUUCAAGUAGUUGCGUCAUCCACAUGGUUUUGUCUGAAGUGAAAUAAAUUAGAAAUAAUUUAAUAAGUACGUUGAAUAUACAAUAAUUAAAAUGUUAACAGCAACGCGGGUGAUAAGCCGAAAGGCGUUGGAUUGCUCCGGCAUUUCAGAUAUUUACACGCACAGAAAUUUCUCAUCGAUUCUCAAAAAUAGCGCAGCUCCCACAGUACCAAUCUACCAACAACAUGGAUUGCAACAAAGGCAUAAAUCGGAGGGCGUACGUGGCGCAGUCAUUGGUAUCGACUUGGGGACAACAAACUCAUGCGUCGCUGUUAUGGAAGGAAAGACACCAAAGGUGGUCGAGAACAGCGAAGGUUCCAGAACGACGCCCUCCCACGUGGCCUUCACCAAGGAUGGCGAGCGCCUGGUCGGCAUGCCAGCCAAGAGACAAGCCGUCACCAACAGCGGAAACACGUUUUACGCUACCAAGCGUCUCAUCGGUAGGAGAUUCGAAGAUCCUGAAGUCCAAAAGGAUAUGAAGAAUUUGUCUUACAAGGUCGUUAAGGCUUCGAAUGGCGACGCUUGGGUCCAAGGAAGCGAUGGUAAAGUCUACUCACCGAGUCAGAUCGGAGCGUUCGUUCUGAUGAAGAUGAAGGAGACGGCCGAAGCGUACCUGAACACCGGUGUGAAGAACGCCGUGGUUACGGUACCGGCUUACUUCAACGACUCCCAGCGACAGGCGACCAAGGAUGCUGGACAAAUUUCCGGUUUGAACGUGUUGCGUGUGAUCAACGAACCGACCGCCGCCGCUCUCGCUUACGGCAUGGACAAGACCGAGGAUCGAGUUAUCGCAGUCUACGAUCUCGGCGGUGGUACAUUCGACAUAUCGGUGCUCGAAAUUCAAAAGGGUGUCUUCGAAGUGAAGUCGACCAAUGGCGACACUCUGCUCGGCGGAGAGGACUUUGACAACGUCAUCGUUAACUUCCUCGUGGACGAGUUUAAGAGAGACCAAGGUAUCGAUAUCCGUAAAGAUGCGAUGGCUAUGCAGCGUCUCAAAGAAGCUGCGGAGAAGGCUAAGAUCGAACUGUCCGGUUCCCUACAGACGGACAUCAACCUGCCCUACCUCACUAUGGACGCUUCGGGACCGAAGCACAUGAAUUUAAAGAUGACCCGCUCGAAGCUGGAGUCGCUGGUGGGCGACCUGAUCCGCCGCACGGUGGCGCCGUGCCAGCGCGCGCUGCAGGACGCCGAGGUCGCGCGUACCGACGUCGGGGAGGUGCUGCUGGUGGGCGGCAUGACCAGGAUGCCCAAGGUGCAAGCCACGGUGCAGGAGAUCUUCGGGCGGGCGCCGUCGCGCGCCGUGAACCCGGACGAGGCGGUGGCCGUGGGCGCGGCCGUGCAGGGCGGCGUGCUGGCCGGCGACGUCACCGACAUCCUGCUGCUCGACGUCACGCCGCUGUCGCUCGGCAUCGAGACGCUGGGCGGCGUCUUCACCAAGCUCAUCACGCGCAAUACCACCAUCCCCACCAAGAAGAGCCAGGUCUUCUCCACGGCUGCCGACGGUCAAACUCAAGUCGAGAUUAAAGUUCACCAAGGCGAGCGUGAGAUGGCGACGGACAACAAGCUCCUCGGACAGUUCUCGCUCGUCGGCAUCCCACCAGCGCCGCGUGGAGUGCCACAGAUCGAGGUCACAUUCGAUAUUGACGCUAACGGCAUCGUGCACGUGUCGGCUAGAGACAAGGGUACCGGAAAGGAACAACAAAUCGUGAUCCAGUCAUCGGGCGGUCUAUCCAAGGACGAGAUCGAGAACAUGGUUAAGGCGGCCGAGCAGUUCGCGGCGGCGGACAAGGACAAGCGCGAGCGGGUGGAGGCCACCAACCAGGCCGAGGGCAUCCUGCACGAUACCGACACCAAGCUGGACGAGUACCGCGCGCACCUGCCACAGGACGAGUGUGACAAACUUCGCGGUGAGAUGGCCAAGCUCCGUGAGCUGCUUGCACAGAAGGAGACCGCAGACCCUGAGGCAAUCCGCACAGCAACCGGACAAUUGCAGCAAGCUAGCUUAAAACUCUUCGAACAAGCUUACAAGAAGAUGGCAGCCGAACGCGAAGGAUCGUCCGGUGCAUCCCAAACGCAGACACCGAGCGAAGACGAAAAGAAGGAAGAGAAGAAGAAUUAAUAGAAAAGAUUAGAAAUUAUAUAGGAACUGUAAAUAUUGAACUCAACCAAAUACAGAUGAAUGUUGAAAUUGAUUUGAUUAUAUUGAUAUAUGUAUUGUAUAAAUUUAUAAUGCAACAAUAAUAAGCGUCUACGGGUUGUUUUGUGAAUGUUAUACGAAAUUUGUACAAUUGGAUUGUAAGAAGUUGAGGGGUGGUACAGGCGUUGGGAACACUACGUCUUAUUCUGUAAUAUGUGCUACGUCAGUUGAUCCAAUAUUUACGGAAAGGAGACGAUAGAAAUCGCUUCGACUCGAAUCGAAUCGACAAGAAGUUGACACAAGUAGAAGCCGUUGAACAAAGAAUUGAAAGAUUCGAUCUGUUCACAUUUCGUAUAAAUUCCAUUUGUAAAGUAAACGUACAAACAAUAUCGUGGUUUAUAAUAAAUUUAACGAGUACCACAGAAAGUCGAUCACAUGUGAAAAAGGCGCGCGCGUUUUCCAAGUUAAAAAUCACAUCGAAAGCUAUUAAAUUCAUUGAUAAAUCGUGUGCACAAGUGUAUUAUAUGUUACAAGCGGUCUUAUGUUUCACGAUGUUAAAAAAGUAGGGGGCGGUCGCUGGGUGGGGGGUCCUAAUGUACUGUGUCGAUUGGUAAUUGAUUUCUGGACUGAUGGGUAUUUAUCUAAGUUUGCCAUAUUUUUUCUUUAAUGCAAAAUCGGUGUCGAUUCCGUUGCAACGUGAUUGUCUCUUUCCCAUGUUUGGUGUUAAAGAGGGAUAGCGCGGGUACUUAAAAGUGGAGACAAAUUAUUUUAAUUUUGGAAUCGUCUCGAAUGAACAGCGCUCUCAGAUCUGAAAAAGACUAAAUAUUAUACUUGUUUAAGUUUUGUAAACAAGCAAGAGAAAUGGACGAACAAUUGAUCCUAGUGGAACUCGAAACACUUGCUUACCUUCAGUUAAGUCGAUUAUUUGGCUACGGAUAUGAGCUGUGUGAGCGGGAUUCUUCCAAUGCCGUAGGGCCGAGAAAUAUAUCGAGUUUGCAUAACUUAACGCACACCCACCCACCUCCUAUCGGCGCCCCCUCGUUCGCGUCCAUUUCAAGCAAAGUAUUAAAAAUUGACGCGAAGCCAUUUACGAAAUUUAUCAAAUAAUUCACGUAACACAAUUAUUGCUAAGUAUGUAAGUAUAGGGACACAGUAACAAUCUCAUUGCACGGAGUCUGAGAUUGAUUUCGAACGAUGAGAGCGGUUCAUUGAAUAGCCUAGUAGUUACUAGUUUUUAAUAUAAUUUGUAGGAUUGAAAUUCCUCGUAGAUUAUUUUGCCCCUCGUUCUUUUGAUGGUUUGUUGCUUAUGAAAAUAUAUGGUAUGUUUUUUAUUUAUCGAUUGAUGUAAGUGCUCACGGACUCUAGGAACGCUGUUGUCUCUUUCUAUCAUCAUUGAUAUUCGAUAGAAGAAGACAAGAUUGUUCCGACAACCCAAUAAGACAACAUUUGUAGGUGAAGCCGUUGAUUUUUAUUUAAUUGUCUAUGAAUUGUUUAUGGUAAUUAUAAAGAAUAUAAUAGAUACAAAAUCAAAUUCCAUAUAUUUUCCGAUAAACAGCACGGUGUCGAUUGAAUGAAAAAAUGUUAUUUAGUGUUAAAGGACUGGUAUCCCAUAAGUUGUUUUUAAAUUGCCUUUCUCGUGUAAUAUAUAUAUAUAAACAUAUAAUGGUAUGUUUGUUUGUUUGUUCGAUUUAUAGGGAUAGAUUUUUUAGCGUAUUUUGGAUAGAUAAGAAGUGGCAGAGCUUUAUUUUGCAUUUACGUAGAUUUAAAGGGCGAUAUAUGAUUUUUUUUUUCUUUCAUUAACCCUUUUUAUUCUGACCCCACACGCCAAUUCUCGCUCUAUAUCUUUUGAUCACUCGAAUAUAUAAUGACUUAUAUUUGUGUAUAUAUAUUAUAUAUACAAGGGGUCUAAUAAUAAACAUGAUGUAUAAUAUGUAUAUAAGUUACUUAAAGUAACUGUUAUGUAAUAAAUUAAUUAUUGCUCGUGCAAUUAAAUAAUAAUCUAUUUAAAUUGGUCUUGGUUGGUGUGCUAUUGUGGGUUAUGUACUAAAUGAGCACAGCAAUGUACAGAGCACAGCAAUGCUGCUAUUAUUAUUGCUAUGUUCCGCUUAGGAGUGUGAUUGAGCCAGUGUAAUAACAGGUAUAAGGGACAUAACUUCAUAGUCCCCAAACAUAGGUGUGGCAUUGGAGAUGUAAGGAAUACUUAAUAAAUUAAAAUUCUUACGGCAGGUGAUGACCACUUACCAUCAGGUAGCUUUUGCCAUUACCAUUUGCGAGUUCGCCUACCUAUUUAAGAUAUAAAGAAAAAAAAAAUACGUAAAUCGCCCAUUGUUUGAUAAUACGCUUCAAAAUUUACCCUUAUCACGAACGUUGGCUUGUUAAUGUUUAUAUAAAAAAAAAAAACAUAAGUUAUAAUGCGUAUAUUUUUAAGUUUUAUCCUCCGCCAUCUUUUGGCGUUUAUUAUUUAUUAUAUUUAGUAGAUGAUGAUAAAUUUAUUAUUUUUUCUGACUUUUGACGUUAUGUAUAAAAAUAUAUGCAUUAUAAUUAUUAUAUAUAGCAACACAGCGCGUCUGUGUGUGUGUGUGUGUUGCGACGCGAUUGAAAUUGUAUGUGGAGUUAGCUUAGUGAAAUAUAUUAUUUCGAGAA